Molecule: messenger RNA, 1557 nt
Organism: Cynara cardunculus var. scolymus (artichoke)
Lineage: Eukaryota; Viridiplantae; Streptophyta; Magnoliopsida; Asterales; Asteraceae
Product: endoglucanase 2-like
Exons: 6
Coding region: 1-1557 (518 amino acids)
Biological process (GO): carbohydrate metabolic process
Molecular function (GO): hydrolase activity, hydrolyzing O-glycosyl compounds
Source: RefSeq, a predicted model, not a curated record
AUGGGGAAAAUGGGGGAGCGAGUGAAAUCUCAAGGAUAUUUUGGAUGGUUCAUUGUGAUGGUAGUAUUGGGGGUGGUGGCGUUCGCUGUAGUGUUUACUUACAAGAAGAAAUAUGGGUAUCUUCCAGGUACUGUCUCUUCGAAAUAUGGCGAUGCUCUCACGGUCGCUAUGCAGUUCUUCGAUAUCCAAAAAUCUGGUAAGUUGGUACACAAUAAGAUACCGUGGAGGGGGGAUUCGGCUCUAAAUGAUGGGAAGAGUGCUCAUGUGGAUCUUUCGAAGGGAAUGUAUGAUGCUGGUGAUCAUAUGAAGUUUGGAUUUCCGAUGGCGUUUACUGCUACUGUGCUUUCUUGGGCCAUCCUCGAGUACAGCGUACAUAUGAAUGCAGUAAAUCAAUUGCAGCCUGCUAAAGACUCUCUUAAAUGGAUCACUGACUACCUUAUGAAUGCUCAUCCUAAACAUGAUGUGCUUUACAUCCAGGUCGGAGAUCCUGUGGCAGACCAUAAAUGUUGGAAUAGGCCUGAAGACAUGACUGAGAAACGGCCUCUCACAAUGGUGAACCCUUCAAAACCAGGUUCAGAUGUUGCUGCUGAAACUGCAGCAGCCUUGGCUUCCGCAUCCUUGGUGUUCAAGUCCAGUAAUGCAACGUAUUCGAGCUUGCUUCUUAGGCACGCCCAGGACUUGUUUGUUUUUGCCGAUGAAUAUCGAGGUUCUUAUAGCAAAAGCAUCCCUGAAGUUCGAGCAUAUUACGAUUCAACCGGUUAUGGGGAUGAGAUUCUGUGGGCAGCUAGCUGGCUCUAUUAUGCAACAAAAGAUAGCACAUAUCUUGAUGUAGUAACUGGAAAAGAUGGACAAAAGUAUGCUAAUUGGGGAACUCCUACUUGGUUCAGUUGGGAUGAUAAGCUACCCGGAACUCAUGUUUUGUUGUCCAGAAUAAGCUUCUUUGGUCUUGACGACGACGCAGAUAUAGAUAACCUCAAUGAGUACAGAAGGACAGCCGAGGCUAUCAUGUGCAACCUCUUGCCAGAUUCUCCGACCGCAACAGGAAGCAGAACCGAAGGCGGUCUAAUUUGGGUCAACAAGUGGCAUGCUUUGCAGCAACCUGUAGCUUCCGCCUUUUUAGCCCUUGUAUUCAGCGACUACAUGCUUACAUCCGAGACCCAAAAACUCGAAUGCGAUACAGAGUCUUUCUCACCAUCCGAUCUUCGAAAGUUUGCCAAAUCACAGGCUGAUUACGUGUUGGGAGACAAUCCAAUGAAGAUGAGCUAUCUUGUUGGAUACGGUAGCAAGUACCCGCAAUACGUGCACCAUAGGGGAGCCUCGAUACCUGCCGAUGCCAAACCCAGCUGCAAGAAUGGCUUUAAGUGGCUCAAAUCCCAUAAACCGAACCCGAAUGUUGCGACCGGCGCGCUUGUUGGAGGACCCUCUAAGUACGACAAGUAUAUAGAUUCACGUAACAAUACAAUGCAAGGUGAACCGAGUACGUAUAACAGUGCGGUUCUUGUUGGGCUUCUCUCUGGAUUGGUUACGUAUUCAUCGGUCCCUAAAUUCUUUUUGUGA